CAGCACUGGAGUCCUUUUAUACGGGUACCCUUCGCGCACAGUUUGCAGGCUUCUUCGUUCUGGUUAAUAAAAAAUGAAUCCACAAGCCCACUUUCCCUAGCAAUGCAUUCAUCCAACCGCACAGAGUCGCUUUAUUUCUGCUCAGCACCUAAACCCUGGCCCGCCCGGUUGCUAUAGAUCUGCAGUUUGUUUACUUCCGGUCAGAUUCUAGUCCGAUAGGCAAGUUCCGGCAGCUCCCUGCGGCUGUGUAUAUUGCUAACCAAUCUGUAUCUAGUAACAGAAGAACCGGAGUGAUGGCGGCAGAGGAGGGGGAAGAUCAAGUACCCGAUUCGGGUGCAUUAUUUACUUUUGGAAAAAGUAAGUUUGCAGAAAACAUUCCAAGCAAGUUCUGGUUAAAAAAUGAUAAGCCAGCUCGCAUAUCAUGUGGUGAUGAACACACUGUGUUGGUAACAGGGAAUGGAAAACUUUAUGUCUUUGGAAGUAACAACUGGGGGCAGCUGGGUGUAGAAGCUGGAAGUGCCAUCAGCAAACCAACCUGUGUAAAAGCACUAAAAUCAGAAAAGGUUGUACUUGCUGCAUGUGGAAGACAUCAUACAUUGGUCUACACAGAACAAGGAAAGCUGUAUUCCUCAGGUGGCAAUAGUGAGGGACAGCUGGGCCUAGGGGACACAGCAGGAAGGACAAGCUUUCAAGAAAUUUCUUUUUUUACUGCUCAAUAUAAAAUUAAACAACUCUCGGCUGGAUCAAAUAUGUCAGCUGCUCUUACUGUGGAUGGGAAACUUUUUAUGUGGGGAGACAACUCAGAAGGUCAGCUUGGCUUGGAGAAAGGAACGAUCUACUGUACUCCUCAAAAAGUGGAUACUGGAAAACCCAUUGCUUGGAUUUCCUGUGGCUAUUACCAUUCAGCCUUUGUGACACAAGAUGGGGAAUUAUAUACUUUUGGAGAACCUGAAAAUGGAAAACUUGGUCUUCCCCCUGAUAAGAUAAAAAAACAUAAAAAACCUCAACGUGUUUUAGGACUGUCUGGAAAAGUGACAAUGGUCUCCUGUGGUGGGGAGCACACUAUAGCGGUAACAGAAAAAGAAGUAUACACCUUUGGCCUUGGGCAGUUUGGGCAACUUGGGCAUGGCACAUUUAUUUUUGAGACCCACAUACCAAAAGCAGUAGAUGCAUUGACAAAAAAGAAAAUCCGAUAUGUUACUUGUGGAGAAAAUCACACAGCCAUAAUUACAGAAAAGGGACUUCUCUAUACAUUUGGAGAUGGGCGACAUGGCAAACUUGGAUUGGGGGAGGAGAAUUUUACCAAUCAGUUUGUACCUAUCCUGUGUUCAAAUUUCCUGAAGUUUACAGUGCAGUCGGUGGCCUGUGGUGGAUGCCAUAUGCUGGUCUUUGCAACUCCAAGGCCUCAGGAAUCAGAGGUGAUCAUUAAUGAUGAGCUAAAGGAAAAUCUUUUGGUAGUCCCUUCUUUGAAUGGUGAUAGCGAAAUGUCUACAUCAUUACAGAGAUCUCAUUCUGCACGCCUUCGAAGAAGAGAGAAGGAGACAUCACCUGAACAAUUUCGUGGCUUAAAUAGAACGUUACCACCUUUGAGAAAUCAUUCCCUUAACUCUUCCUUCCUUGCUUCAAGCAAAACAGUUCCUACACGGUUACUUCAAGUGAGUGAAUCCAAUUCCGGGUCAUACAAAGAAACCCACUUACAAGAUCUAACACCAAACUCUAAACCUGAUGCUGCAGACAAUGGGGAAAACCUUGUUCAAAGUUUUUCUGCACAUGAUACUGAUAGCGACAAUCAACCUGAAGGAUAUGGCAAUACUCCUGAUGUCUUAAACAUGACACAUGCAAUGAGCCUUAACCCUGCUAACAAAACCUUAAGCUUUUCUCCAGUACAAAAAAGAAAAAAGAACACUAAAAAUGUGAAACUGAAAUAUGAUGGUAAGGUGGACACAGUACAAAUGAACAAAAGCAGGUCACAGCAGCUUUCCUUAAUGUCAUCUAAAUCCCAGAGUUCUGAUGGGGGUGAUUCCAGUGCUGGCCAGAACUCUCAGUACUCAAGUGCAGAUGUAACUGAAGAGCUACCAAUAGCUUUGAAAAUAAUAAAAGAAAAAUUUCACAAGGCUAGAGAAACCAGUAAAUUAAAGUUUUUCUCCAGCCAGGAACAAAUGCAAACUGAUGUUCCCAGCAGUGAGCAUCAGCUUAUGGCCUCUAACCUUUCAGAUAAAAGAUACGAAAGGCAAUCUGAUAGCACAAUAACUGAACGUCAGAAACAACAUUCUAAACAUCCUAAUAUGAUAUGUGUUAAAAAUCUGGAGGGUAAAAAUGGUCAAAAAACCUUAAAAUUUAGUGCUAAGGGUAGUUUUGUAAGCAAGGCUGAAAUUAGUUCAUCCUCCUCAAGUUUAGUAUCAUCAGCUGACAUGUCAGAUAGUAGAAUUAAAAGAAGUCAUAAAAAGCAACAUGCAAAUCUGCAUUCCAUUCAAGGAGAUGAAAUAAAUAGAUUAGGGAGUUCCAAACAGAAAUUAAAAGAAAAUAAUAAAGAAAUGCAAAAGCUUUGUGAUGAAAGUGAUAGUCAGAUCAAUAUGGCAGAGCUAGACACAGAAGUGGAACAAGAAGGAGAAGAUGAACAAAAAAGCAAGAAAGGAGGGACUUGGGAUGAAGAUGAGGAUGCAGAAGAGGAAGGCGAGGGUAAUACAAAUGAAAGGGUGGUAGAAGUGGAAGGACAUAAGGAAGAGGAGGGAACAGAAAAUGAGGAGGAGGGGGAGGAUGUAGGUGGUACAGAGGUGGAGGAAAAAGAUAGUGAGGAAGAGGAUGAAGAGGGGGAGGAAAGAAUGUAUGGUGAAGAAGAAGGAAAAGAUGAAGAGGGGGCAUUGAAGGAGGGAGAGGACGAAGAAGAGGAGGAGGGAGAAGACAAGGGAGAGAACGAAGAAGAGGAGGAGGGAGAGGACAAAGAAGAAGAAGAAGAGGAGGGAGAGGACAAAGACCAGGGAGAGGAUGAAGAAGAGGGGGGAGAGAAUGAGGAAGAGGAAGGGAAGGAGGAAGAACAGGAGGAGGAUGGAGAGGAUGAAGAAGAGGAGGAUGGAGAGGACGAAGAAGAGAAGGAGGGAGAGGAUGAAGAAGAGGAGGAGGGAGAGGACGAAGAAGAGGAGGAGGGAGAGGAUGAAGAAGAAGAGGAGGGAGAGGAUGAAGAAGAGCAGGAGGGAGAGGGGGAGGAUGAAGAGGAGAAGGAGGGAGAAGAUGAAGAAGAGGAGGAGGGAGAAGAUGAAGAAGAGGAGGAGGGAGAAGAUGAAGAAGAGGAGGAGGGAGAGGAUGAAGAAGAGGAGGAGGGAGAGGAUGAAGAAGAGGAGGAGGAGGAGGAGGGAGAGGACGAAGAGGAGGAGGAGGGAGAGGAUGAAGAGGAGGGAGAAGAUGAAGAAGAAGAGGAGGAGGAGGGAGAAGAUGAUGAAGAGGAGGAGGAGGGAGAAGAUGAUGAAGAGGAGGAGGAGGAAGAAGAGGAGGAGGCAGAAGAUGAAGAAGAGGAGGAGGAGGAGGGAGAAGAUGAGGAGGAGGAGGAGGGAGAAGAUGAGGAGGAGGAGGAGGAGGGAGAAGAUGAGGAGGAGGAGGAGGGAGAAGAUGAGGAGGAGGAGGAGGGAGAAGAUGAGGAGGAGGAGGGAGAGGAUGAUGAAGAAGAGGAGGAUGAGGAUGAUGAAGAAGAGGAGGAUGAGGGAGAAAAUUUAGGAAAAAAGGAAAAGCAUGAAGAAGAGGUAGUUGGUAAGGGAAAAAAUAGAAAACAAGAAUCUAAAGAAAAGUCUAAACCAAAGAAACCAUCUCAGAAAAUGCCUAAACAGAAGAAAAAUGAUAGUAAUAUGAAGAACCAGAGGAUAAAGAAAAUUAAGAUGCCACAUUAUGAAGAUAUUGAAAAAUUUAAAAAAAUAGAGGAGCUAGAUAAUUCAGUUCAGUUCUGGGAUAGCAUUUUACCUCAUUACUUGAAUUUAAAGUAAGCCUUGAAAAGCCUGCAGCAGCCUGUCUUGAGUCUAAGGGGCAUUUAUCAAUCCCAGGAGCUGUCUAUGCUGAGAAUUUAUGUUUUAGAAAAAAAGUGGGCUUAUAUUUUGACUGCUACUUAGGAUAUCAGUGCUAAAAAAAAUUUGAUGGUAUAUACAACUUUAAUAGUAUUCUACAUGCAUUAAUUCAUGUUAUCAUAGUGUCUGUGCUAGCAUGUGUUAAUGUACAAUCUCAAAGUAUUAUGUAGAAGUAAAUGUGUAAAAAUUCUGAACAAGGUAGUUGUGCUUAGGAAACGCAUUCUUCCAUACUCUGUAUCCUGAUAAACGUAGCUCAGUAUGUGUAGCAUGUCCCUUUACCUUAACUGAAACUGACCUUCUG
Molecule: messenger RNA, 4350 nt
Organism: Xenopus tropicalis (tropical clawed frog)
Lineage: Eukaryota; Metazoa; Chordata; Amphibia; Anura; Pipidae
Gene: rpgr
Product: retinitis pigmentosa GTPase regulator
Exons: 14
Coding region: 294-3971 (1225 amino acids)
Cellular component (GO): cilium; Golgi apparatus; centrosome
Source: RefSeq, a predicted model, not a curated record